Molecule: messenger RNA, 1378 nt
Organism: Lagenorhynchus albirostris (white-beaked dolphin)
Lineage: Eukaryota; Metazoa; Chordata; Mammalia; Artiodactyla; Delphinidae
Gene: CHRDL2
Product: chordin like 2
Exons: 12
Coding region: 1-1359 (452 amino acids)
Molecular function (GO): protein binding
Source: RefSeq, a predicted model, not a curated record
AUGGUUCCCGAGGUAAGGGUCCUCUCCUCCUUGCUGGGACUCGCGCUGCUCUGGUUCCCCUUGGACUCCCACGCACGAGCCCGCCCAGACAUGUUCUGCCUCUUUCACGGGAAGAGGUAUUCCCCCGGCGAGAGCUGGCACCCCUACCUGGAGCCCCAGGGCCUGAUGUACUGCCUGCGCUGUACUUGCUCCGAGAGUGCCCAUGUGAGCUGUUACCGCCUCCACUGCCCGCCUGUCCACUGCCCCCAGCCUGUGACCGAGCCACAGCAGUGCUGUCCCCGGUGUGUGGAACCUCACACCCCCUCUGGGCUCCGGGCCCCGCCAAGGUCCUGCCAGCACAACGGGACCACGUACCAACAUGGAGAGAUCUUCAGUGCCCACGAGCUGCUCCCUUCCCGCCUGCCCAACCAGUGUGUCCUCUGCAGCUGUACCGAGGGCCAGAUCUACUGCGGCCUCAUGACCUGCCCAGAACCGGGCUGCCCUGCACCCCUCCUGCUGCCCGCCUCCUGCUGCCAGGCCUGCAAAGAUGGGUCAAGUGAGAAGUCAGCUGAAGAGGAUGCCACGCAGUCACACCGUGGGGUGAGACAUUCCCAGGAUCCGUGUUCAGGGGACGGUGGGAGAAAGAGAGACCUGAGCACCCCAAGCCCCACUGGCCCCAGUGCCCCCCUGGGCUUCCUCCCUCGCCACUUCCGACCGAAGGAGGCAGGCAGCACGACAGUCAAGAUUGUUUUGAAGGAGAAACAUAAGAAAGCCUGUGUGCAUGGCGGGAAGACGUACUCCCAUGGGGAGGUGUGGCACCCAGCCUUCCGCUCCUUUGGACCCCUGCCCUGCAUCCUGUGCACCUGUCAGGACGGCCGCCAGGACUGCCAGCGGGUGACCUGCCCCACUGAGUACCCCUGCCGUCAGCCCAAGAAAGUGGCUGGGAAGUGCUGCAAGAUUUGUCCAGAGGACAAGGCAGACCCUGGCCACAGUGAGAUCAGUGCCACCAAGUGUCCGAAGGCGCCGGGCCGGGUCCUUGUCCACACAUCAGUAUCCCCAAGCCCGGACAACCUGCGUCGCCUGGCCCUCGAGCGUGAGGCUUCUGAACAGGUGGAGAUCUACCUCUGGAAGCUGGUAGAAGAUGAGGAAACUGAGGCUCAGAGAGGUGAAGUACCUGGCCCAAGGCCACACAGCCAGAAUCUUCCACUUGAUUCAGAUCAAGAAAGUCAGGAAGCAAGACUUCCAGAAAGAGGCACAGAACUUCCGGUUGCUCACUGGCACCCACAAAGGUCACUGGAACGUCUUCCUAGCCCAGACCCCGGAGCUGAAGGUCACGGCCAGUCCAGACAAAGUGACCAAGACCUUGUAACACAGACCUGAACAGCUGCAGAUGUGAGCU